Molecule: messenger RNA, 1902 nt
Organism: Porites evermanni
Lineage: Eukaryota; Metazoa; Cnidaria; Anthozoa; Scleractinia; Poritidae
Source: the annotation of a GenBank genome assembly
AUGAAGAUGGACGGCAACAAGGUAAGACAUUUGUGUACGUUUUCCCUUAGUUUUGCGACGAGAGUGGAAAAAAAUGUGUUAUUAAUAAUUAAAUAGAUGCAGGUUUGCCGCUGUCAGCGGUAAUUUUCAAUUAUCCUAGCCUGCAAAUACAGCCCUUUCUCCUUGCUCCUCGUCGCUAGGGACGUUUCAUCAGGAGGAACGUCUGCACCUCAGCGACAGAAAUUCCAUACUAAUGACGUAAAAUUGCAAAAUCUGGGGGAGCAUAACCCCAGCCUCCAAGUUUGAGGCGCCUUCGGCGCUCUAACUUUUCUUCUCGUUGGUACAUGCUAAGUCCUUGGACCUGACAGAUGUAAGUAUGAAGAACACCUCUUAGCUUCUGGAAUAUCUCGGUCAGCAGCAGAGGUCAUCCGCCCUUCCUGUCAGACGAUGUGAAGGUUUUCAUCAAAACGCACUCUGAAGCCUGCUUUCUGUACUUGCGAAUACGUGAGAGUUAAAGAUAAUUGUAUUCAAUUCGGCAUUUUUCAAUCGCAUCAAUGAUUAAAGAGUGCAGUAUUUGUUUACUUUUUUUUCUAUCGGUGGCCAUUAACGCCAUUUCGCCUGCUGUGGCUAAUUUCAUUUUAUAAAGCUGGAGAAACAAGGACGUUGUAGAUCUUCUUUUCACUGUAAUGGAUCUUUCAUUGCAAAUUCCUUUUUUUUCUUUUCCGGAAAGGAUGUUGUCUUUAGAAGAAAAAAGAAACCUUAAUUUGAACUUUUCUUUUUCAAGGAUAUUUUUCUUAUUUCUUCCUUCUUUCUACCAUAGCAAACAUUUCACUACAAUUCCACUCUCUGGAGAAACAAAGAAACCUUUAACCUUGAUGGAGGGAAGACUGGGUUUGACUCGCAGGAGACCAAACUGCCCUCCUACUGGAACACAUCCUUCUCCAAGAUCUGCCUCGGUAUGAAGAUUGGCCAACAGAUCAGGUUUAUUGUCGUCAACAAGCAGGCGAAUUCCUUGUACUCUCUGAUCGCUGAUGGGAAAUACCGCAAAACCUCACUGGGUCGUAAAACGUGGAAGUCACUGAUUGGUUUUAAUGCCUCCUUGCAGUACAACUGUAACAAGGAAGGAUCUAAUAACGCCAGGAGUGAAUGGGUGGAUUAUUAGUAACCAUGGGCCCAAUUGCCGUGCCUGUCGCUCCAGAAUUGGGUUUGGUACUGGAGGGAGGAUUGAUAAGAGCAAAACAUGUGGAAACGACGCAGGGAUCGGGGCUGAUAAUGGUUUCAAGCUCAUCAAGGCCAUGGGGUACGUCUUGGUGCAGUAGAAAGAAACCAUCACGGAAGAAAAUUUUGUUUGUUGAAGUUUUUCUUGUAUCACGAUCACAUUCUAUGUGUUUAUUCGGCAGGCAAUCUGACAGUUCAUCUCCAUGAGCUGCAGUUUGCACACUAACGUUAUAAGUGGUGGUAAAUAUAGUAUUAACUUCAGUACAUGUUUUCUAUUAAAGAUUACCGCCCUGGGGACGAGGUUCAUAGAUUGUAGAUUUGUAAACUAAAGAUUGCUGUUUUACAUAAUUGCGAACAGGGAAAACUUCGGUAUUGGACUGAAAACAUUUAAGUAAAAAAUCUUUAGGGCCUGGAAUAGUGGAUUCAUUUGCAGCAGUAAACGUGUAAAAGGCGAAAACAUUCUAGAACCCGUUUAUUUCCAUCGCUUUCUAGUUAGGCACACUGCAGGUUAUUAGUACUAUCAAAUCCAAAGCCAGGAUCGGCAUCAUUAGUAACAACGAAAACAACUGUAAGUCCUGCGACCCUAGAAUUGGGUUUGGUACUGGAGAAGAACCUGAUCAUAGCACCUCAUGUGGAAACGAAGCUACAGCCGCUCCAGAUAAUGGCAGUAAACACAUUAAGACAAUGGGAUAUAUUUUGGUGUAG